Chinchilla lanigera (long-tailed chinchilla) is the source of this 6369-nucleotide messenger RNA. It is a transcript of the gene Znf483, whose product is annotated as zinc finger protein 483. Gene Ontology annotation, biological process: regulation of transcription by RNA polymerase II. The record is from RefSeq and is a predicted model, not a curated record. Gene Ontology annotation, molecular function: RNA polymerase II cis-regulatory region sequence-specific DNA binding; DNA-binding transcription factor activity. NCBI's taxonomy places the organism in Eukaryota, Metazoa, Chordata, Mammalia, Rodentia, Chinchillidae. The transcript is spliced from 6 exons. Bases 493 to 2784 code for a protein of 763 amino acids.
CCCCGGCGCGAAGGUCCGGAGCUGGGGCAGCCGAGGGAGGGAAAGCCGCUAGGCCCACGGAAAGUUAAGUGAACCGAGGUUUUUAAAGUUCCGGUGGAAUUAUUUGUGCCUAUAUGCGCUGUUAAGAUUUUGUUUAAAAGUUCUUCUUAGUGACCCGUGGGAUUUUUUUUUUCAUUGAUUUUAUUGCUACACUUUUGACAUACAAAAUGAUCACUUUCAUCAUAGGGAAUUUGUACCUGUAAAUAAUAUAUCUUAAUUGUUUUUUUCCCCCAUACCGAUGAAUUUUAUGCCUUCAGUUUGACAAUUAAGUCAUGAACCCUUGCAAAAUGGAAUCCAAGUUCAGGGAUUGCGCAAGACAUGCGGAGGAGUCACUCCAAGACUGUACACUGGAUCCCUGGAUACCUCGAUGUUUAACUGUAUAGUGCCUGUUCGUGGGCUGUACGGAUAUUCAAAAUAAUUUAUAGGGGACUGGAUCCCUGCUUGUGAUACGCAAUGCAAGCUGUAGUGCCCUUGAGCAAGAUGACAGCCGUCUUCCCAGGCCCUCCAGCUCUGGCCUCAAGUAAACAAAACAAGGUCCCAAGAGUGAAUACUCCUGGGAACCAAGGAACUAGCUUAAGAAAGGACCCUGCUGCCCUAGAGUCCUUCAGACAAAAGUUCAGGUGCUUUUGCUACUCGAAAGAGGCUGGACCCAGGAAAGCCCUGACCCAACUCUGGGAGCUCUGCAAUCGGUGGCUGAGACCAGACAUUCAUACAAAAGAACAGAUUUUAGAACUAUUAGUGUUUGAGCAAUUCCUGACCAUUCUGCCUGGGGAGAUCGGGAUUUGGGUAAAGUCACAACACCCUAAGAAUAGUGAGGAGGUGGUGACGCUGGUAGAGGAUUUAACACAAGCACUUGAAGAAACAGAAGCUCCAACUGUUCAAGAUUCUGCUGUUCAACAAGAGGAUAACUCUGGAGAAGAUACACUAGUUGCUGUUCCACAUACUGAGACAUGUGAACCAAUAGCAUUCAAAGAUGUGAUCAUGAGCUUUUCCAAGAAAGAGUGGAGGAAGCUGGAGCCUUUUCAAAAGGAGCUGUAUAAGGACGUGCUACUGGAAAACUUAAGGAACUUAGAAUUUCUGGGCUUUCCAGUUUCCAAAUUAGACUUGGUUUCCCAGCUAAAAUGGGUUGAAUUUCCAAGACUGGUGGAAAAAGAACUCUCAAAAGAUCCCAGGGAAGAGUGCGAGCCUAAAGGGGAAUUGGAGGAAUCUGCGCAAAACCGUGAUGUUUUUAUGGAAGAAUUAACUUUAGAGAAAAUAAUAGAAGAAUGCUUCAAGGAUGAUGGUUGUAGUCUGAUAGCAGAAUUCCAGAAACGUUACGGUAAAUCCAUGGAGGAUCAUGGCAAACAGCGACAUUCAAAAGGAUCAGUUAUAGAAAAGGAAAUUCACAGGAGAGGCAAUAAGGGUGAAGUAUUAGACACAGAAAAGAGCUCCUUCGGAAAGAAAUUCAAAUGGACUUCUGACAAUCUUAAACAUCUGAAAACUUUUUUAAGAAAGAAGUCCAAAACGUGCAAAAAACCCUUCAGUUUUCAUUCAGAUCUUCAUACUGCAGAAAAGUCACAGAAACACAGUGAAGCUGGAAAGGGCCUGAAUCGCUCUUCAGUUCGUACUGAACCUCAGAAACACAAGAAAAGUUAUCUGGGAAAUAGAUCCCAGAAGUGCAGUAACUGUGGUAUAACAUUUACACAAGGUUCAUGCCAUUCUAAAAGCAAAAGCUCUAUCUGUCAAAAAUGUCAGAAGAAAUUACGUCAAGAUGAAGGCGUUCCGUCAAAGAAAGAUACGGGUAUUCCCUCAAAGAAAGAUGAGGGAACUAAAACUGGAGCAACUACUCAUAAAUGUAGUAAAUGUGGAAAAACCUUUUGCUAUAUUGCCACCCCCAGCAAACAUAAAACUCCCACUGGAGAGAAACCCGAUAUGUGUUUUGAAUGUAGAAAAGCUCAUGGUACUAUUUUAUCACACAAGCGACGUCACAAAAAGCAGAGUGUAGAAAAGCCCUAUAAGUGUAAGCAUUGUGGGAAAGGUUUUACCCUGAUUACUGAUGUCGUUAAACAUGAAAGAAUUCAUACUGGGGAAAAACCCUUUCAGUGCAAAGACUGUGGGAGACCCUUCAGUGACAGUUCAUCUCUUUCUCAACACCAGCGAACUCAUACUGGCGAAAAACCUUAUAAAUGUGAUAAUUGUGGGAAAUCCUUCACUCAUAGCUCUUCCCUUGCCAAACAUGACAGAAUUCACACUGGAGAGAAACCAUAUACAUGUGAUGACUGUGGAAAAGCCUUUAGACAGGCUUCUUGCCUUAAACGACAUCAGAGAAUUCACACUGGAGAAAAACCAUAUUUGUGUAAUGAUUGUGGUGUGAAUUUCAGCCUUUUUUCAUCUCUCGUUUAUCAUCAAAGACUUCACACAGGAGAAAAACCCUACAAAUGUGACCAGUGUGAGAAAGCCUUUGCUUCCCAUUCCCUUCUUACUCGUCAUCUGAGAAUCCAUACAGGUGUGAACCCUUACAAAUGUAAAGACUGUGGCAAAACCUUCAGGCAGAGUUCAUCUCUUAAUAAACAUUACCGAACUCAUACUGGAGAGAAACCCUAUGAAUGUGACUUCUGUGGAGCAACCUUUAGUCGGAGCACAAUCCUUGUAGAACAUGUAAAAAUUCAUACCAGAACAAGUGACUAUGAAUGCAAUAAAUGUGACAAAAAAUUUAAAAGUACUUCAGGCCUUGCCAGACAUAGGGCAUCUCAUGCUGCAGAGUAGUUCUGCAAAUACAGUAAGGUAUUCUUCCCUCUUCAUUUCAAGGAUGUCACCUGCUGAUAAAUAGUAAUAGAGUUGAUAAAGCCAUGUGGAAAGUAAAGAAAGUGUUAGAUGUAAAAUGAUUCCAAAAGGCCAGACUUAAAUUUGAAAAUUUUUUCUUUAGGAGGUUUUCCUCUCCUGCUCCUCUUCUACUGUCUUGGAUUGAGAUAGAAAGAGAGCUUGACUUCCAUUCCCUGGGCACUGUCCCAGAUUGCCAGCUUUAUACUACAUAACCUUGUACAAAUCAUUUAACCUUUCUGAAUUUUAGGUUCCGUACCAAUAGAGCAAAUGGAAGGGACUAACGAUUUCUAAGGCGUUUUGUUUGUUUUAUCUCUGAUAACUGAUGCUGUAGAAAUGUUACAUGUUUUUAUUUUUUGGAAUUUUCUUGUUUCUCUGAUAGAAAAUUGUUUUCUUAGAGGAUACUGGACUUCUAGUUCAGUGGGAGUGCCAAAUACUUUUUAGAUACUUGAUGCAGGAAUCCCUAGAAUGUGAUAGGAACAGGUCAAGGAAGCUCAGACAAGUUUGCCCUCAGGGAAGUUGUAAUGAGAUAAAAUACCCCAUUCUUUUCUUUUGGUUACUAAAGGAAUUGAGAGUCCAAAAAGCUUGAAUUUAAGUUACCUCAGUCUUAAGAAUCACAGUCCUAGGAAAAAUAGACUUGGGGAGAGAGAAAGAAAGUAAAAAUGGGCUGGGGAUUUAGCUCAGUGGCAUAAGCAUCUGCCUGGCAAGUGCAAGGUCCUGAGUUCGAUCCCCAGUAUGGCAAAGAAAAAAAAAAAAAAAAACCUGAAAACAGCUGUUCUGGGUGGGUGUUCAUUUGCAGCAUAGAAUUAUAUAUUUUAAAUUUUGUGUCUGCAGCAAGUACAGCUUUCUGCAAUUGUAGUGUAAGCAUUCAGUAUAGCAAAAGUCACAUCUCUUAGAUGGGGCCUUUAGUUAUAUUUUGGGUUGUCUGCAGGGUGGGAUUUUUAUAUGUAUGUAUGCAUAUGUAUGUAUGUCUGUAUGCUUAGUUGCCAUUAUUUCAAAUUAGGGAAUUUCAUAUUAAAACAGUUUCUCUUUUAAAUUUUUUUUGUACUGGGAAUCAGACUCGGGACCUUGUGCUUGCCAGGCAGGCGCUUGUGCUGCUGAGCUGUAUCCUCGGCACAAGGUUUCUCUUUUAAAAAACAUAAGGGCAGCCCAUGCUGGACUCCUGGGUCUGUGGAGUGCUCAGCUGGCUCUGAGUAGCAGCUGUCUCCUUUAAGUGGGGAAUCUACUUUCUUACUUGUCAACCUCUCCCCUGUGUAUAACCCAACUUUCCUAUUGUAGGAAUUUGGUAUUUUAAUCCUCCACCAUCUGGGGAAUACGUACACUAAAGUUUAAAGAGACCCCAUUUGGUAGCUAGUGAAGUUCAAGGAAAGAAGGUGGAAUUGAUGAUGUUUUCAGUUAUUUUGUGUGUGCAAAAUUAGACCUCCAAGGUACGGAAUAUAUGGGUAUUGAUGAAUAUUCAUUUAAAAUUUCAUUGGUGAAGUCUGAAUAAUUUCUAACUGGAAAAGGAACUAAAGACCUUCAGUGAAUUAGGUUUGGGUCUCAGGUCAUGGGGCUCCAGAGGAGCCCUACUGAUUCAACAGUGGUAGAGAAAUAAGUUCCAGAAGUUGAAAUUUGAGGCCGUUCCUAUAAAAACAACUAAACUAUACAACUCUGGGCUUGUGGGAGCAAAGAGAUCUUAAUGCUGAUCUGAGACUCAGGAAUAAUUGCUGUAAUUUCAUGUGCUUAGGUUUGAAAUGCUACCUCUGGUUGUACGGUUUUGGUUUCUUCUUUGUGUAUCUCUGAAUCCCAAAGCCGGCAGCUCCAAUACUGCUGUGUAACAAAUUGAUCUGUGUAGUUAUUCCUGAAUGGACCUACAAAUGCACUUUAGCCAGGAAAGGAAUAUAGGUUAUAAGAAUCAUAUACUAGUGUAAGAAUUUUUUUUCUGAAAAAAUACAGUUUAUAGAAAGAAUUUAAGAAAUAGCUAAAACUCUUCUCUUGAGAAGAGACUUGUUCCAGGUUUAGUGGGGUUAGACUUCCCAACUUUCAUAAGUGCAUGUUAUCCCAAUAUCAGUUGGAAAUCUGCAGUAUAAACUUUUUUCAGUUUUAUUGAAUUAUAAAUUAUAUGUGAUAAACAUUUCAGCUGUACAGAUCAGUGAGUUUUAGUAAAUUUACCGAGUUUGUACAAUCUUCACCACAAUCCAUUCUUGAGACUAUUAUCCACAUAUUCCUUAUACCCAUUACAGUUAAUCCCCCUUCACAUCCUUAAUCCCAGACAACCUCUAAUUUGUGUAUCUGUAGAGUUGCCUGUUCUGGACAUUUUAUAUACAUGGAAUUAUAUGUGGUCUUUUGUUUCUUCUUUCACAAACAUGUUUUUAAGUUUAUCCAAAUGACAGUAUAUUUCUCUUUUUGUUAAAGUAUUAUCAGCAUGACUUGUAUACUGCAAUAACCAAAGAAGGAAAAGUUAUCUCUUGCUUUAAAUACCAUCUUCAUCAUAGAAAUUAAUCUUUUUUUAAAAUUAAUCUUUAUCUCUAGCUGAAAUCCUUUGACAGAUGGAGAAUUGUCAAAAAGUAUCUGUCAUGAGUUUGAGCUUAGGCAGUUAAUUGACAUUUUGUAAAUUUAGAUGUCCUUUGACAUGGAAUAUAUCCAAAGUUUUUCUGGGGCACUAAAUCACAUGACAUAUCUGAACCUAAAGAAAGAUAUUUGAAGAUUCUGAAUCAGCUGAUCUUUGAUAUUAUUAGAAAUAUAUAUCCUAUCAGAAGAAUGAUUUGCUCAUGCAUUUUGUGUAAGCAAAAUUGUUUAAUGAUGUAUUUGAAAAUUUGUUUUCUUUAGUGAGUUUUUUAGAUGUUGUUUUGUCACAAGUUUCUAAAUUAUGAUAACAUGAUUAUUUCUUUUUAAUCUAAAAUGUGUGUGUGUGUAAGGUGCUGUUUAUAGCUGGCGAAGUUUACAAACUCCAGAUCCUGUUAAAAUUUGUUUCAAACCAUUUUUGUUAGAAAUUCUCAUAUGACUAAUCUAGUGGAUGUUUUUUGACUGCGUUGUUGAUCUUCUGUAAGUCUUCAAUAUUAUCUCAAGUACUGUCUACUGUAUUACCUUUCACACUGAAAUUAAACAGUGCUUUUGUUGGCAGCUGUAAAUUGCAAUUGUGACUAUCAUUGAAUAUCCACUAUACUCUACUCUUCCCGUUUUUCUUGACUGGUUAAAAUAUAAGCCUCUGUCUCUUUACCAAAUUCUGCCUCAGUACUAUGCCUUUGUUUACAGCUUUAAUAUUUUCCAAAAUAACUAUAAUUAAAAUAGUAGAUAGAAAUUUAGGACUGUAAUUUAUGUAACAUUGUAACCUUGCUGUCUGCAUAAGUAAACCUACUGUGAUAUUUUAUUUGUGCAUAGAAAAAAAGCAUCUGAUCUCAAUCAGUCUUUGAUAUGACUAGAUUGGUAAGGUGUUUAUAUGUGACACUAAAAACACACAUUCCUGUCUAAGUUACAAUACAACUGUCCUGUGCAAUGCAGUGGUUCAAGUGAAUUGUAGUUCUAUUAAAUAAAGUUGUGUUUAAUGAAAAA